This is a messenger RNA of Mesorhabditis belari, 402 nucleotides long. The record is from the annotation of a GenBank genome assembly. Lineage: Eukaryota; Metazoa; Nematoda; Chromadorea; Rhabditida; Rhabditidae.
AUGCGUUCUUUGGUCAACUACUGCUUUGAUGUCCAACGACCACGCGUGGAACACGUUCGGAGCCGUAUUAUGAUGAUUGCAGUACGAGAAAAGUUGUGGAUGUCCAAAGAAGAUAAAAAGAUGUUACAAUUAAUGCUUCCGAAGCAGCUUGACGUUUACUUAACAAAGGUUUCUAAAAGAGCUCGAGCUUUAACCAAAGAGCACCGAGUGCUACCUUCUGCUCUUGAUGACGUGGGAAAGAAAGGCGGUAGCGCCAGCGAUACUUUUGAAGCGGAAAUCGACGAGGAAGGUUUUGUGGUGGAGCGAGGAGGAGCUGAAGGAGAGGAAGAGCAAGAGAGUGACGGGAGCAACGACAAGCAGGAGGCCGCUGGAGGCAAUAAUGCAGAUUCACUUGGUUUUACU